UUCCCCUUGUACGUCGGUCGCUGCUUUUUAUUUAGGGCCGAGGCUUAAGUGCCGGUCGGCGGCUCUUGGGAAGCCUCGGUCCGCAAUCUAACUCUAGCUGGGCGGCCUUUAACCCUCCUGGAACCCUGGCCUGCUUGUGUUUCCCUCUCAGGCCUCCGUCGGGCCUAGUGUGCCGGAACCAUGGCCUCGUUCCAUCUGGAUCAUCUAAAGAACUACCACAGAAGGUUUUGCCGGCCUUCCAGAGCACCCAACAUUCAUACAAAGCAAGGCCAGAACAUGCUGGAAAUCUUAGAAGGUUGUUUUGAAGAACAGAAUUCUACAGAGUCAUUGACUUCUUCAACACCUAAGGAUAAAGACAAUUAUAGUCAAUCAGCAAGCGAAGAGUGCCAAGCAUCAUAUUCAAAAUCAGUUCCAGUUUCUUCAAGGAAGAAAGGAGCCUCCCUGCCAGUUUCUGCAGAGCCAGAAACUGAAGCUGCUGCUGGAUCAGUUCAGAGUAAUGAAGUUCAUCAGAAAAGUCUGUCUACUGAUGCUGUCUCCAAAAGUACACCAAACUCAAACAAGAUGUCGAGCAAAAAAAUAAAAGGUCACCAUGGUGCAUCUGUUGAUGAAUUGUACCUAUCUGUUGGCUCCCCUGUGGUUCUUCUGGGUGCAAAAAUGUCUGUGUCACAGAAAGCUGUUUCAUCUGCUGGCCAAAAGAGAGUGGCUUCUGUCUCAAGGAGUUCAAUAGAUAUGCAGUCUUCAAAUAGAGAGAUUUCUUUUAAAACCAGGAAAAGGUUAAACUUUGAAGAUAAAGUUAUUUUGAACACAGCAGAAAUAGAUAACGAUGCAUUACAAGCAGAGGAUAACAUACCCGAGGGACAAGAAGGGACCUCGUCAGAAGUCUCUCGGAAAAGAGACGAUCUGAGCUCUGAAGUUCAACCACAGUCUAGAAAGAGUUUUUCAGAAUUGUUUUUAGAAACUGUCAAGAGGAAAAGUAAAUCCAGUUUUGUGGUUAGGCACACAGCAGCAGUUCCACCUCCUCCGUCUCCAAACCACAUGAAGUUACUAGAAGAUGAAUUUAUUAUUGAUGGGUCAGAUAGAAGUUUUUCAGGUCAACCUUGGGUGACAAUACCAAGGAAAGGCAGACAUCUGAGCCACCACAUGCCAUCUCCUGAGAACAGCGCAGUGCCUCAAGGUAAGAAGUCAAGAGAGAAACCUCAUAGUUUAUCUUCAGUGACUGUGAUAAAUAACGCACAGACUGAUAAGGCUCCCCCAGUAGAAGAAGCUCAGUUCUCUGUUGGAGAAAACCUGGGAACUACUUGGACAAAUGAGUUGGAAAACAACUGUGAUUCUUCAGAAAAUGGAAUGUACUCUGACAAUGCCAAAAAAGCAUCCACACAGAGAAGGACUGUGAAGCGGAAGCCUAACGUGGCUGAAGAGCUCACUAUGGGACGUCGUAAAAGUGAAAAUGGGACUAUGUCAAAAAGUAGCCAAGACAAGUUCCAAAUAAAUUCAGAAAAAAGUAUGGAAGACUGUGAAGAGGUGAGGAUUGAGCCUAUUCCCAAGAAACACACGCCUGCUCUUGAAAAUAAGAAAAAAAAGAAUAGCACCCAAACAGAUAAGGAAAAAUCUGGAAGGAAAUGUUUUUCUAAUGGAUCCAAGAACAAAUUUGUUUCCAAAGAAGUAACUUUGCCUUCCAGGAAAAGUUGUAGAGUUUCUCAGCAUCCAUCUGACUGGUGGAUGGUAAAACCAAAUGAAAGUUCUGUUGAUGGAAAUUCUUCAAAAGAAAAUGAAUCAUCAGUGGUAUAUCCCAAAAGAAAAAAACAGACCAAGAGAAAUCAUGUGUCUGAGAAUACUAGGAAGAAACCUUUUCCAUCAAAAAGACAGAAGACAGAGAUCAGCUCAAAAGUACAGAAGUCUUUAAAUGUAAAGGGUUCUGGAGGAAGUGUCAGUGCCCAUGAUGACAUUUCUAGUUCCCAGAGGAAGCCAUUGAAAAACAUUGAGGGAGACCCAACUCAGAAGAGCCUUAAUAUUUCUAGACGUACAAGGAGCUCUAAGUAUCAAAAGAGUGUUAUAACAUCACAGAGUGUUCAUUUAAAGUCUCAUACUGAGGAAUACACAAGCAAGACACCAAUGGAGUCUACUUCAGAUUCAGAAGUGUGUAAACAUUUGGUGUGGGAAGAAAGUGGACCGUCCAGCUUCAAGAAUUGUGAAAUGCCUAGAAGCAAUAAUUCUGGAAUGAGUGAUAAAAAGGACCAGAAGAGUUUGGGUUUGAAAACAAGAGGUUCUAAUAUGAUACCAGAUAGGAAUUUACAUCACAAAUUAGUGUUUGGGAGGUGGGCUUGGUAUGGGACUCCUUUGGCCAAUGACUCAACAAGAUGUAACCCAUUCCUAGCACUGGAGAGUUCGAGUUUAGUUGGUGGUGUAUGGUGUCCAGUUGAGGUUUUUUAUGUUAACUCUGGUGACCUUUUAUGCACAUUACAUGAAACACCUUAUAUGAUUACCACUGGGGAUUCAUUCUAUGUUCCUUCAGGUAAUCAUUACAACAUUAAAAAUCUCUUGAAUGUGGAAAGUUGUCUUCUUUUUACUCAAAUAAAAAGGUGAAAUAAAUGUGUAUGUAUAUAAAAUAAGUUGUUUAUAUAUACAUUUUUGUAACUGAUUAUUUUAAAGUAAAAUUUUUGUCUAGUUUUGCAUUAAUCAUUUCAUACUCCUUGUUAAAUAUUUCAUAAUCUUGUAUGUAUCUUGAUUUUUCCUUAAGUGUAAAUACUGUGUUUAGUGAUGACCAUUUUGUUGGUAUUGUUUUGAUCUUGAAAAGAAAAAGCAACAACAAAAGAAACUAAAAUCACUGUUCCCACAAUAUAAAAUACAUCUGCUAUAAAAAAAACUGAUUAGUUUGUCCAUUCAUUUGCAAUAGUUGGUUCCAAAUCUAAAUUUUAAAUCAUCGGUCAUUCAAGAAUCUAAUAGAAAGCUGUUGUAAAUGUGCUGAAUUAAUUUCCAUGGACUGCUGUAACAAAAUGACCUAAACCACUGG
This is a messenger RNA of Grammomys surdaster, 3010 nucleotides long. It is a transcript of the gene Cenpc, whose product is annotated as centromere protein C. Bases 181 to 2583 code for a protein of 800 amino acids. Gene Ontology annotation, biological process: attachment of mitotic spindle microtubules to kinetochore; spindle attachment to meiosis I kinetochore; kinetochore assembly. Lineage: Eukaryota; Metazoa; Chordata; Mammalia; Rodentia; Muridae. Gene Ontology annotation, molecular function: centromeric DNA binding. Gene Ontology annotation, cellular component: kinetochore. The transcript has 16 exons. The record is from RefSeq and is a predicted model, not a curated record.